This is a messenger RNA of Odontomachus brunneus, 492 nucleotides long. RefSeq lists its product as uncharacterized. The record is from RefSeq and is a predicted model, not a curated record. Lineage: Eukaryota; Metazoa; Arthropoda; Insecta; Hymenoptera; Formicidae. Gene Ontology annotation, cellular component: membrane. The transcript has a single exon. The coding region runs from base 1 to 492 and encodes 163 amino acids. Gene Ontology annotation, molecular function: growth factor activity.
AUGGAAAACAGACCAACGACGGGAAUGUUUUUGAGAUUUCUACUGUUGAUCUUGACGAUAGUUAACCAGACGAUGCUUGCUCCAGCGAAUCAUCAUAGCGGCAACCAACACGUAGCCAGGAGGAUUGACUUACAGUCUGCUAUAAGUAUCAGAAAGAACUUCACUUGUAAGGAACCUCAGCAGAGGGCUUACAACUUGAGGGAUUUGAUGCAGCAUUUGCCGAGCGAAAGAACGAGGCAACCAGUAUACAUCGUGCUGAAGAGGUGUGACAGUUAUUCAGGCUGUUGCCGUAGUGCUGAUCUCAGUUGCAUCCCAGUGGAGUCGUCGAUCUACUAUGAAGAUAUUGAAAUCGAGAUGUCGAGUUUGGCAAUGACCACUAAGAGAAAGGCGGAUCACAGGUGGAUCAGAGUCAAGCAACACGGCGAAUGUAUCUGCAAAAUUGUUGAUGCUAAUCAGACAGAUACUGAGCCACCUGUUAUACAGAUCCUUUGA